UAUUUAAAGCUCGAAAUCUGUAAUGCUGCGAGCAGCCUGUGAACUAAACUCACGUUAGCGCAUACUUGGCAUGAAUAUUCGGCUAAACUGCUUUGAGACAAGGGUGGUUGUGGACACACUCUGGCCAGCUACCACCAUAUACAGCUUGGGCGCUUUCCUUCAUAACUUCUACAGACAACACAGUCCAACGUCGCAAAUAUGGUACGUAUAUCCAGCUGUAAUUCCGCUCAGAAUGCCUCUACUUACCUGUACAGGUUGUCCUAGCUGCUUCCAUCUGUACCCGCGGGGGUAAAGCCAUCAUUUCCAGACAGUUUCGAGAGAUGCAACGAUCCCGAAUUGAAGCCUUACUGGCAUCCUUCCCUAAGCUGGCAGAUACUGGAACCCAGCAUACGACCGUAGAACAAGAUAAUGUGCGGUUUGUCUACCAACCGCUCGACGAACUCUAUAUGGUACUUAUUACCAAUCGCCAAUCCAACAUCCUUCAAGAUAUCGAUUCACUCCACCUAUUCGCACAAGUCGUCAGUAGCACAUGCAAAACACUGGAUGAGAGAGAGAUAUUGAAGAAUGCCUACGAAUUGCUGAGCGCUUUUGAUGAGCUGGUUACCCAGGGGUAUCGGGAGAACCUUACCAUCAGCCAGAUCAAAACAUUUUUGGAAAUGGAGAGUCAUGAGGAGCGCAUACAGGAGAUCAUCUCAAGGAACAAGGAAUUGGAGGCCACCGAGGAACGGAAAAGAAAAGCAAAGCAACUUGAGAUGCAGCGCAAGGAGGUCUCACGGAGCGGCAGAAAUGCUGUUCCCCGAGCGCCUGUUUAUCCCACAUAUACACCACCUGCCCGUUCUGCUGUAACCGAGACCUACGAUUCAUACGAGGCGGAGAAGAACAAAUCCUUCAAGUCCGCUCCAAAAGGCAAGGGAAUGCAAUUGGGUAAGAAAUCAAAGACCACGGAUAUGUUUGAACGCGUGAGAGGCGAAAUGGGUGCGGAAGUCGAGGAAUUGGCCUCGAGCCCAUUAGUCCCCAAUAACCCUGUAAACGUUGAGCAGACACCAGCUCCUGCCUCUCGUAUCUCGUCCUCCUUGGAUCGGGAUGCAAUUCAUGUCACUAUCGCAGAAACAAUAUCUGCCAAGUUGUCGAGAGAAGGCGCUUUGAACUCGAUAGAGAUCAAGGGAGACUUGCAGUUGAAGAUCUCCGAUCCAACCCUGACCAAAGUCAAGCUGGAUCUGGUCGCCAAUGCGAGCCACGGUGUCCAGUUCCGGCCGCAUCCUAAUGUCGAUAAGGCUCUCUUCAACACUUCCAAGGCUUUGCAGAUGAGUAAUACAGCAAAGGGAUUCCCCGUCAACAUCUCCGUUGGUGUGCUUCGAUGGAGAGCUGUACCAAAGGCUGAUGAUUCAAGCGCUCUCCCUAUCUCGUUCACAGUCUGGGUCAACAAGGGAUCCGAUGACACUUACAACAUUACUGUGGAAUACGAGCUCACUGGAGGUGAUUCAUUGAAGGAUGUCACAGUCAUAAUUCCUUAUGCCACCAGUGAACCGGCUGUCUCCAGCUUCGACGCACAGUACGAGGUUUCCGGGGAUAGCUUGGAGUGGACGAUUGGUCUAGUUGACGACGACAAUGCUACUGGCUCUUUUGAAUUCGAGGCACAAGCAGGCGAUGAGAACGAGUUCUUCCCGAUGCAGAUCAAGUUUGGAAAGACAAAGCCAUUCAUUGAUGUUGACGUUACAAAUGUGACGCUGUUGGAGAUGGAUGAAGCCGUUACAUUCUCGAAGGAGAUCAAAUCUGUAGCUGACUCUUAUGUAAUUGAGUAAUGGGCGUGGGACGGAAGCAAAAUCAACUUGGGGCUGGACAUGGCGCAAGUCAGGUAGUGUCAUGGCCUAGAUCGAUCAGGUACUUGCAAUAGAGAAAUGAAUAAAAUUAAAAAGAAUUAUACACUUUCAAGGACUUCCACAUGCCGUUGUCGAAAACACCUGCAGUGCUCGUACUUUGAUGUU
Messenger RNA from Cadophora gregata, 1985 nucleotides. RefSeq lists its product as uncharacterized. The transcript has 4 exons. Gene Ontology annotation, cellular component: cytosol; COPI vesicle coat. The coding region runs from base 321 to 1802 and encodes 493 amino acids. The record is from RefSeq and is a predicted model, not a curated record. Lineage: Eukaryota; Fungi; Ascomycota; Leotiomycetes; Helotiales; Ploettnerulaceae. Gene Ontology annotation, biological process: retrograde vesicle-mediated transport, Golgi to endoplasmic reticulum; endoplasmic reticulum to Golgi vesicle-mediated transport; Golgi localization.